This is a messenger RNA of Arabis nemorensis, 351 nucleotides long. The record is from the annotation of a GenBank genome assembly. Lineage: Eukaryota; Viridiplantae; Streptophyta; Magnoliopsida; Brassicales; Brassicaceae.
AUGUCUUCUUCAAUCCUUUGCUCUUUUUCACACCUCUACCAACACGCAUUUCAAAGCGGAGGACACCCCAUGUAUCUACGAUUACCUAGCCGGGUUCUGUAUUUAUAUUUAGUCUUCAGAAACAAAGCUAGGAGCGGGUAUCUCGGUACACUUCUAAUCGGAAACAUACAUUGCUUCGAGGUGCUUGAUUUUGGUGUUAGGAGGAAAGUGGUUAAGUCAAAGGGAGAUGGUGGCUUUGGUGAGGAUGAUGUAAAGUAUAAACUUUGGAGGAGAUCGUAUGUACAUUUAACCUGUUUCUCAGCUUGUUUUAAUGUCUCUAUAGUGUCAGAUAAAGGGGUUUCGGCUUAUUAA